Molecule: messenger RNA, 3291 nt
Organism: Scheffersomyces stipitis CBS 6054
Lineage: Eukaryota; Fungi; Ascomycota; Pichiomycetes; Serinales; Debaryomycetaceae
Gene: MET18
Product: Met18p
Exons: 1
Coding region: 1-3291 (1096 amino acids)
Biological process (GO): iron-sulfur cluster assembly
Cellular component (GO): cytosolic [4Fe-4S] assembly targeting complex
Source: RefSeq, a predicted model, not a curated record
AUGGUAGAAUCCAUUCACAAUAUUCCCACUUUGAUAAAUCAGUUUAUCGCGACGGUGGAUACAGAUCUGGAGGUUUCGUCGACUUAUUCAGAGCAAUUGGCAGAGUUAAUAGUAGAAGGAGAACUUACUCUUUUACAGUUUAUCCAGAAGUUGGGCCCAUCGUUAACUUCUGAUACAGAUGCCAUUCGUUCCAGAUCUGUUAACUGUCUUUCGUCCACUUUGGGUCUGUUAAAUGGCUCCAGCAAACUCACCAAACAGGAUGUCAAUGUCAUUGUAGAUUUUCUCUUGUCCAAGUUAGAUGACAAGGCAUGUUUGCAGUAUCUGUUAGCAGCGCUCUCUACGUUAGUCAAGUUCCGCAACUUUGUUCCCAGUUUGAAUGACAACUUGAAGCGGUUGCUUAAUGCUGUUAUCUCGGAAUAUGACCCAAAGAAGAACUUGGCCAGAACUAGAUACGAAUCGUUCAAUAUUUUGUCGAAUACUCUUUCAGCCCAUAAAGACUACUUGAUUACUCAUCAGGAUUUGGGUGAUUUGUUUGUCAAGAACUUCAUUCAUGUAGCUUCGGGUGAAAAGGAUCCACGGAACUUGUUGGUGUCGUUUGAGUUGAACACAGCAAUCAACCAGAUAUUUACAUUUGAUGAAACGAACGAACUUCACAAAGAAUUCCUUACAGAUUUGUUUGAUGUAGCCUUCUGUUACUUCCCCAUCUCGUUCACUCCGCCUGCGAAUGACCCUUACAAGAUCACAGCUCAUCAGUUGAAGGAGAAGUUGAGAGCUACCAUAAGCUCGCAAACUCUCUUUGCUAAGGAUUCCUUUUCAAAUUUGAUUGAAAAGUUGACUUCAACCAACCCUGUUAUUAGGAACGAUGUCUUAAAAACAUUACUUCAAUGUGUAGAAAAUUAUUCACGUGAAACAGUAGAAGAGUACUGGUUAACUCUUUGGAACGCAUUGAAGUUUGAAAUUUUGCACAAUGAUGUAUCCAUUUUCAAAUCUCAUUUGAAUGAAAUUAUUCCCUCAGAGUACGAAUCCAAUAUCGAUGAUAAUGAUGAUAACAAAACUUUGAUCUUGACUUUGGUCAUCAUCUCGGAAUUAUUCCAAAAACUCGAAGAAAGUUCCAGCACCAUCCAAGAAACUAUCAUUGGAGAUUUGAAAGAAAAUUUAGUUAGUAUCAAAGACAAAUCGAAGCAGUCGAUUAUAAUAUUGGCAGCAAUUGCAUCUCAGUCGAUACAUUCUUUCAAUAAAGUGGUUGAAUUUGUUUUUUCUUACGGGAACUGGGGUAAGUAUGUCAAUGUGGAAAACCCUUCAACCGAAGCUGAGGCUAUAGAAAUCGAUACCAACGAAGAUUUGGUAUUGAACAUAGCCAAGCAACGUGAUUUGGUUGACAAUCUUGGCUUUAUUUUCACUUCUUAUUUUCAAUUAUUUGAAAAAUUGGAUAAGAAUGAAGUCAAUGUGUUUGCAGAGAACAACAAGUUGGUUGACUUCAAAGACCAUUUGUUGAUAUUCUUGGGUCAACUAUUGACCAACUCUUCAAGCAUGGAGAAAACCUUGAAAUGUAAAGUUAUUCAGCAGUUGACCAAAUUGGUUACUCUACCUCUAUUCUUGAACCAGAACGAAAAUGAAUUAAUUUUCAGCUACUUUAGGGAUGUUAUCAUCGGAGUGAUUUCAAGUAAUACUUUGAAUUGGGAAAAGGAUAUUGUUUUGAAGGAAGCUAUUUCUGGUUCCAUUUACGCGAUUGAUAAUGACAAAAAGAUUGACUUAGCUAUUCGAUUGAUCAUCACCAAUUUGCUCGACUUACUUGAAAACACAACUGAUUCGGUCACGUUCAACAAAAUCCUCGACAUAAUUGGAGACUUGUGUAUUAAUUAUAGAAUUUUAGAAAUGUUGUCGGUAAGGUUGUUGAACAGGUUGAUCGCUAUCAGCCAAUCAGAUAAAGAUAUUGAGAUUAAAGUCAACUUGUUCCAAAAUAUAGUGGAAUCUUUAACCAAGUGGUUUACAAAAGUUCAGACUUCAAAGCAAUUUUUGACCAAUUCAUGGUAUCAUAAUUUCCUUCCCAAGUUCUUCGAGAGUGUGUUCAGGUUAUUGACAUUACAUCCGGAUUAUGUUCUUGUUGAGUUAUGCGGUGACUUGGUAGGUUUGAUUGUGAAAUUCAUUGACCAAUCUAAACAUCAAGAAAUACUCGAUGAUUUCGUUGAAGCGUUUUUCACUAGCGCAUCGUCCAAAAUUAUUGGAUUCGAAAGAAAUGCUUUGGAUGAGGCUGUUCCUGCAAUAGGGAUUUUCAAUAAAGCUAUUGCCAAUGUUGACAAAGCAGUCAAGAUUAAGACAUUUUCGCCUGCAGAAUAUUUAUCUAAGGUGUGUGAUGUCAUCUACACUGUGGAGGACGAUCAGUUCUUGAGAAUACAAUAUUUGCAAACGUUGGCUAUUUUAGUCAACAAGUUCGCUGAAGAUGAGUCUGCUAUUGAAGGCAAGAUGGGAGAGUUUAUUGGCCACUUUACCCAAUUGACACUGAAUUCCAAGCUUUCCCAGAAAGAUUACAUCACUUUCGAAAUUCUUAUUUGGUACAUAAAAGCCUUGGUACUCAAGGUCCACAAGUUGGGAUUUGAAUAUGUCAAUAAUUUGGUACAAUUGCUAUCGACUUCUUCAAACUUGGAAACCAAAGAAUUAGUAGGUAGAUCGUUAAUGAUUUUGUUCACUGAUUUAAAGGUAUUCACAAAUCAGACUCCAGGUAUUAAAAAGGUUAUUUCGAAGGUUACCAAUUUGAAUGUGAAGUUACUUUACAAGCAACGUAUAUUUGAAGUCAUAUUGCCAGCGCUUGUUGAUAACCACAAGAACUCUGAGAACUCGGAAAUAUACUUGAACUCCUUGUCGUUGAUCUUGAAAAACUUGUCACGUUCUAUCUUGGUAAGCCACUUGAAAGAGAUUCUUCCUUUAGUGUUGACAAGCUUGACGUUGCCUAAGUCCAGACUUAAUCUGACUAUAUUGAGAUCUUCGUUGAAUACCUUGUUCAUCAUCAUUGAGGAGGAUCAAUCUAUAGUGGAAGGCUCUCUUGCCAAAUUGAUACCAAUAUUGUUAACCUUGGCAACAGGGAAGAUUUUUUACAGGAAGAAAUUGAUCAAUACCGAGGAGAUAAGAAUUUUGGCAUUGCAGAAUCUCAUUAUUAUCUUCGAGAAGUACAGAGACUUGGCCAGGUUCAAAAAGCAAACGCUUUCUAGCUUGGUGCCAGGGUUAGACGAUAAGAGAAGAAACGUACGUAAGUUGAGUUGCGACUUACGGCAAAUCUUGUACACACUAGACUAA